Molecule: messenger RNA, 4033 nt
Organism: Fopius arisanus
Lineage: Eukaryota; Metazoa; Arthropoda; Insecta; Hymenoptera; Braconidae
Exons: 4
Coding region: 330-2984 (884 amino acids)
Cellular component (GO): plasma membrane
Source: RefSeq, a predicted model, not a curated record
UGCGAGCUUGUAAGAACAUCGGUGUCAGUCUCAUACGCGUACUUGAACACGAAUAUUCGUGCGGUAAUCAAGGUCAUCUGGAGAAGUUAUUUUUUCGUUUCAUGAUAAUGGACGUGAGUGUUAUUCUUCUCAGUGGGAGCGACGGCGAUUGAUUUCUUUUGGAAUUUUUGGCGCACCAGGGGAUUCACCCUGACCCUUUAAGUUCAAGGACAAGGAUACUGCCGUCAGGACCAGGUUGUACAAUCAGCCAAAUGAGACAUCCACAACCCAACGAUUGACAGUCCCAGGUGACUGGAUAAAAAAAUCAACAGACAACUUGAACAUCAAAGAUGGCGGUUUUGGCAGGGGGUAAAUGGUUGUUGCCGUAUCUCGUUGUUGUUCUUCUGGUUCUAGUUACACCGAGUCCAGCGGCUAUUCGCAAAGCUGAACGGGAUCACUGCAACAAAACAGUGGAAAUUUACGAGGAUGUGUCUAGUCCAGCAGUUACACCGGACACCUGGGGGAAACCAUUGACCUGUUGGUACCGAUUCAAGGCAUUCCGGGGUACCCCAAGAGACUGGAUACUCCGAGUGAGAUUUAAGAAAUUCAAAGUUGGAGUAUUGGCCAACGCCACCACUUGUCUCGGCGGUUUUCUUCAGAUAAUCGAUGGCAACACAAAAAGUGCAGUGAGCAAUCGUAAAGAGCCAGGAACAUUCUGCGGUGAAUCCGAGCAGCCCCAGACAUUCAUAUCAGAGACAAGUUUUGUCCGUGUAUUAUUCCACGCCGACAAUUUCACCGAUCAAACGUACUUCAGCUUUGACUCGCGAGCAGAACAGCCAUUCGAAGUUUACCUGCGUUACGGCCAGCACCCGGAGCUCUACCCAAAUCGUCGUGGUGAAGUUGUGCCAGGUAGUUACUGCGAGCGUGAUUUCAAGGACUGUCGUCUCCAGACAUGUUACGUACAGAGUCCAGCCUAUCCUGGUAUAUAUCCACGAGCCCUGCACUGCAAAUAUCGUUUAAACACACGCCAGCCAUUCAUAAAACUCUACAUAGAGAACGAGGAGUUCAACAUCGAUGGACAACGCUGUGAGAAUAUAAUGACAUGCCCAAUGAGACCAAUAAGCUCGGGCUCUCAACACUGUCCCUACGAUUACAUACGAGUUUACGAUGGCAAAGACGAAGGCUCACCAGUUAUCGGUACAUUCUGCGGUAUGGGAAAAUUUCCAUACAGCAUAAUCGGUACGAGUGCCGAUCUGUACGUUGAAUUUGUAUCAUCACCAGCGGGACCACUUCUAAACACUGGCUUUCACUUCAACGUUGGCAAUUGGCCAGCUCACGUUGAAACAGCUGGUGUUAAAAAUGGCUCGUGCGAUUGGCUGCUCAACAGUGAAUCCCUCGUUGCUAAUGACGAGGGUAUAUUUCUAUCGGUUGCCCAUUGGUAUCCACCCCACACAAGCUGCACCUAUCUGCUCAAGGGUAGACCCGGUGAAAUAGCACGAUUGUAUUUUCCAAGCUUUCGGGUCAAUCGAAUUGAAUCACCUAUUUUGCCUUAUGAUGGCGAUUGCGGUGAGAGUCUCACCCUUUACGACGCCAAUUGGCCGGAUGAUGCCAGAAUAAUAAAGACAUUCUGCGAUACAUUCAGCAAACCAAUGGAGAAACAUGAUUUUGUCUCGACAUCCAACUCAAUGUUCGUUAGAUUUGAGAGUAAGACGGGUAGUUACUCGGGUAGUUCGCUUUAUUAUUGGGCUCAUUACGAUUUCUUCAAUGCAACAAGAUUUGGUGAGCCAGUGCCAAAUACCGAGUGCGACGAGACAUUUGCAUCUUGGAAGGUACAGUCCGGUAAAAUGCGAUCACCUUUGAAUACACUAUUGUACAAACGUCCAGGUGAUCCACCCAAUGAUCUCAUAUGCACAUACACAUUCAUCACGGACAAGCGAUUGUUUGCCCGUAUAAUUGUGACUAUUGAGUCAGUUACCUUCAAAGACAAUCCGUACAGCCAGUGCGGCCACUGUUGGGACAGUCGUGCCGAUCGUAUUAUUGUCCGUGAACCAUCACCCGAGUCCACCAAGGGUCACUGUCUCUGCCGAUUAACACCACCGAAGGCACCCCUCAAGAUCGUAUCGCGGAGUGAUAGACUCGAAUUGAAAUUGAUGAUUGAUGGUGGUCAUGCUACAAGCAGUUACUUCAAGCAGUCGUCAUCGCUCUUCAAAGCAACCUAUGAGUUUGUACAUAGUCCACUGUGUGGUCCAGCCUUGCUACCACCAUCAACCGAUGGUGAAAUUGAAUUUCCCAAUUAUGAAGCACUCGGUUAUGUAACACCACCGCGCUCCAUAAAGUGUAUAUGGGAGCUGCGGGUUAAUCCAGAUAAGGAUUUGUGGUUGCACUUUGAUAAGAUUAAGUUUGCGUCGAGAUCGUGCGAGGAUGGCAAGCUUGAGAUAUUUCUUGGUGGUAUUGUUGAGCCAUAUCUGGCAAUAUGCGGUGAGAAUGUCAGCUAUGUCAGGGAGAUGCCCAUAUUUUCGGCUAUUCAGUUGGGCCAGCCAAAAAUUGCCGAUGGCGAACCACCACCAGUUGUUAUAUUAUUCACCGGUUCAAUGGCACCUGCCCGUGUUGCCUUUAAGAUUGCAUGGACUGAAUUAUUUAGAUUACCUCGGGAUGCUACUGGACAAUUAAAAACACAGAAACUCGAAGGAUGUGGUUACCAGUGUCCUGGCAAUACUGGAUGUAUACCAUUGUAUCUUGUGUGCAAUGGAGUUGUUAAUUGUCCAACGGUGAAUUUACCAACGGGUGGCUACAAUGUCAGUCUUGUGGAGCCUGAUGAUGAGUCCAUUGAGACAUGCGGUGGACCUGUAGCUGGUGGAAGUGGUGCUAUGGGGGGUCCUGCUGGAUGGGCGGGUGCUGGUCUUGGUGCUGGUUUAGCUAUUAUGCUUGGUCUUGCUUGUCUUGUUGCUGUUUGUCGGGUCUGCAGGCGGAGAACUACAUCAAGGGACAUUCAUGUACCCUAUUAGUCCGAGAUUAAUCUUUAAUUGUUAUCUGUCCUCCAUUUUAUGUACCCAAAUUACUCUAAUUAUUUCAUUUGUUAUAUUUUCCACUGUUACGGACGUAAAUGGUUGUGAAUGACGAAUCAUGAAAUUGUCUCAAAUCAAUUGUUAUGCAAUCAAUUUUAUUCUUACGAGAUAAUAUUUAACAAAUUGUUCAAUUCGUUAUUAUUUUGGUGUCUCAUAUUUUUUUCGUUGGCAAAUUUAUUUGUCGAUAAUUUUUUAUGAUAUUAGCGAGUCAGUGAUUGGAUAUACGUGAUUAUGUCUGGAUUCAGGGAAGAAUUAAAAAUAAAUAUAGAUCGGAAUUGUUAUCCAGAUUGAGUAUCGAAUUCAUUAGGUCGGAUUGACGCACAUCAAUAAAUCAGAAGUCCCUCUCAAAUGCAUCGGAAAGUGCGAGAAAUACAUAGAGAUGAGACGGAAUGCGACAACUCUUGAAUAUUAACGAGUGUCAUUAAACCACGGAUUCCAUCUCAAUCUCAUAUUUAUUCACUGACUUGUAAAUAUAAUCAAUCGGGUAGAGAAAUUUUUUUUUCUCAGCGUUAUCGGGUGUACAUAUCGUGCAGUUAUGUUUGUCAAAUUUUCCAAUACAUCUGGAAUUAUAAAUUGAAUGGGCAUUUGAUGGGGAAAAUAAUUCAGCGAUAAAUUCCCGAUACCCAAAAAUCCAUUCAAAUAAUCCAUUACCUAGAUCGGUGAGAAUUCCGUAACAAAUGCCCGCGUAGAAAUUCAUUAUAACAGGUAUAAUUAAAUUCCACAGUUGAUGAAGGAAUAUCCGAUAAGACAGGAUGAAGUUUCCGACAUUUGCUUGGGCGUUAUUCCGCGCACAUUGUUGACCCAAUUUUCACAUUCAACGUGGCGGACUGAGACAAUAACUCUUCCGCCGAAUUUCAUAAUCCAGUUAAAAAGUCAUUUAAUAGAACGACUAUUAAAAUAUUGAAAUUGAUGGGAGAAGAGGACGAAUGACUCUUUGUAAAUAAAUUCCCCAUGCCACCCCUGCCACCCCUACCUCCUCUACCUCCCCU